Molecule: messenger RNA, 597 nt
Organism: Xenopus laevis (African clawed frog)
Lineage: Eukaryota; Metazoa; Chordata; Amphibia; Anura; Pipidae
Gene: slc9a2l.S
Product: solute carrier family 9 member A2 like S homeolog
Exons: 5
Coding region: 1-597 (198 amino acids)
Source: RefSeq, a predicted model, not a curated record
AUGACAAUUCGCCCUUUGGUGGAGUUACUGGAUGUAAAGAAGAGUAACAGAAAUAUCUCUACUGUGAGCGAGCAGGUUCACUUAAGGUUUUUGGAUCAUCUUGUGACUGGUAUAGAAGAUGUUUGUGGUCACUGGGGCCAGUAUUACUGGAAAGAUAAGUUUGAAUACUUCAGCACUAAAUACCUCAAAAAGAUUCUACUUCGAGAGAAUGAAACAAAAUCAAGUAUUGUUCUCCUCUAUGAAAAGCUGGAGAAAAAACAUGCUAUUGAGCUAGCAGAAGCCGGGCAGCUAUCUGAUGUUUCCCAAAUUCCUGCUAGGGGCAGUAAACACUAUAUGUCCGCUACUACCAAGAAACAGAUUCCUGACCACCAGCUGGAUGAUAUACAGAAAAUUUUAGAAAGGAAUCUGUACAGCAUAAGAAAGACGACCCCAGCAUACAGCAGGCACACUUUAUCUGGAGAUACUGGGGCAGAACAGGCCAAAGAAAUUAUCACAAGAAGACACCAGAGCCUUCGUUUUAAUCUGAACAAGCAGGAGGGCACAGGCACUAAUGGAAACCGGGUAUUGAUAUUUCUCCUUAUUUCUCCUUCUUUUUGA